Paramecium tetraurelia is the source of this 1965-nucleotide messenger RNA. RefSeq lists its product as uncharacterized. Gene Ontology annotation, molecular function: double-stranded DNA binding. The record is from RefSeq and is a predicted model, not a curated record. Gene Ontology annotation, biological process: reciprocal meiotic recombination. NCBI's taxonomy places the organism in Eukaryota, Ciliophora, Oligohymenophorea, Peniculida, Parameciidae. Gene Ontology annotation, cellular component: nucleus. The transcript has 5 exons.
AUGAUAUAAAAGUGUAAGGAGGGUCUUAGAUAAAUUGAUAUAUUUGGAUAAACUAUUAAUCUGAGUUUUAGAUAGGAAGAGCAAUACAAAACAAGUAUCGGAGGAUUUCUAUCAAUUUGUAUGAUAGCUACAAUCAUAAGUUUCUUUUAUUCCAACAUCAUAAACUUUUUUGCAAAAUUAAACAAAUUCACAUUUGCCAAUGAUCCAGACAAUUUGAAAUUGGAUAAAGAUCAUUUUAUGUUUGCUGUUUAGAUUGAAUAAGAUAAUUUCACUACUAAUCCUUUUUUCAAUAUCACAGUUGAGCAGCGUCAUUAUCAUCGAUAUCCCAAUGGCACUCAAUAUCGAUAUCCAAAUAUAUAUAUUGACUUGGUACCCUGUACGAUCGACCAUUUUUCAUACCUCUUCGAAUUGUACAGUGUCAAUUUUACAGAUUAGUUUGAGUAGUAAAAUCUAAAAAAUUUCCUUUGUCCAAAUUUAAACUUUAUUCAUAGUUAGAAUCUGACUGUGGGAGGAGUUUGGGCAAGCACUGAUUAUUACUUCUUAAAAUUCUCUGUUACUAAUUGCAUAAAUUCAUCAAACAAUAAUUUCACUUGGAAACCAACAUGCAAAACUUCAGAUGAAAUAGCAAGUACCUUAAAUUAUCAAGGGAGUUUUCGAUUUCAGGUUUUUACAACCAACUUUUUAAUCAAUCCAAAUAGACCAAAAGAUUUUGUUUAACCCUUUUUAGCGACUGAUUAAUUCUACACAUUCGUACCAGAUAAAAUGUUUGUUUAAUCUGACAUAUUUUUUCGGACAAAGAAAGUGACAACCGAUUAAGGAAUUCUCAUGUAUCCAGAUAAAUUAUAUGAUGCCUUUGCUUUUAGGGAUUACGGGGAUUAAAGAGAACAAUUUGAAAUAUCCAGGAUAACUCCAAAUUAUUAUGGAGCCUUCUACUUUUAGAGAAGUCCCUAUUCAUAUCAGAUCAAUAGGAAGUUCUUGCGUUUGGACGAAUUGUUGAGUUAUCUAGGAGGAUUCACUUAGUUUAUGAUGGUUGUAGUUGGAAUUCUAGUUAGAUUUUAUAACAGACAACACCUAAUAGUUUCCAUAGCCAAUGAUCUUUACGAAUAUGACAUGAGUUUGAACAGAACUACUACUUAAAUGAAUUUUAAUACCCUUCUAGAGAAGAAGGAGAGAAGGGAGACACAAAAACAAAAGACAAAGAGCAAUCAUUAGGCCUUGCCAAAGAUUGAAGUGAUGACUACUUUCUAAAACAAACCUGAUAUGUUACAAAAUACUACUCCAGCGAAAGAUGAUUCAGAGAGAUUUGAAUAAAAACAUUCAUUGGGAUAUAAUCAGCCAGCAUAAACUAGAUUGAGUAUUCUCAAAGUAAAGGCUUUUGAGUAUUUUGAUGACUUUAGGGAAUUUAUAAAAAAAAAGUAUGUAAUCGGUCUAGGAUUUCGAGUUAUUCUGAGUUCGAUUAUUCCUCUAGAAUCCAUAAAAAAUAAUGAUUGCGUGGUACUUCAAAGCGCCAUUGAUUAAGUGAAUAAGGAAUUAGAUAUAGAAUAUAUCAUAAAAUAACUUCAUGAGCUUGCAAAACUAAAGAAGGUUUUGUUCACUGAAGAAUAGAUCACAUUAUUUAAUUUCAGUAGAAAACCUAAAAUUGCCUUAAUACAAGAAGGGAAGAAACGAAGAUCUACAAAAUAUAUAGCUAAUGAGUCUGUUUCAGCAGAAGAAUAGGGAUUGCUUCGGUAGUUUAAUAAUUUAGUGACUUCGUAUUAUAAGAUUAUGGGUGAGGAUUACGAGAAUUAAACUCAAGAAUAAGUCCGAUUUAAUUAGAGACUCAUAAUACUGUUGGGUAGUGAAUUGAUGAAUGUUUUGGAGAAGGAGAUUUCUCAGCAACAGCAUUUGGAUUCAGAAAACAAUGAAGUGAAAGAAGAUGAAAACCUGAUUAGUGAUAAGGAGGUACAAAAUGAGAAGAAAGAUUGA